Molecule: messenger RNA, 879 nt
Organism: Nicrophorus vespilloides
Lineage: Eukaryota; Metazoa; Arthropoda; Insecta; Coleoptera; Silphidae
Product: cytochrome b561 domain-containing protein 2-like
Exons: 2
Coding region: 23-721 (232 amino acids)
Molecular function (GO): transmembrane monodehydroascorbate reductase activity
Source: RefSeq, a predicted model, not a curated record
AGUAGUGAACAAAGUUCUGAUAAUGUCGGACUUAAAUGAGAUGAUCGUGGACAGUGAAAACGGUUCGAUACAAGCAGAAUCGAAGUUAUGGGAUAACAUAAUGAAGUACAUAAACACCCUUGCACAUCUUAGUAUCGUAGGAGUAACGAUUUACCUAAUAUUUCUGUGCUUCGUUAAAGAGUUCGAAUACUUCACGUGGCAUCCAUUUCUAUAUACAAUUGGCUGGUUCUUGUUCAUGACCGAAGGAGUUCUCAUGAUCAGCAAAGACAACUUCUUCAACAGCAAGUUGACGCACUUACUCAAAGUGAGAUUCCACUGGUUGCUGCAAACGGCAGCUUCAGGAUGUUCAAUCGCCGGCUUCGUCAUCAUCGUUGUUAAGAAAACCAGACACUUCAGAUCCUGGCAUGGUUUAAUGGGAUUAUUGAGCAUGGUCUUUUUAGUGCCGACUUGUCUGAAUGGUAUUUUGGCUUUGUUCAAUGUGAAACUGCGUAUGUACAUAUCGCCCACCGUCAACAAAUUCUUUCACGCAAUCAGCGGUAUCCUCACCGUGGUUUUGGGCAGCAUCACCAUGGUCUUGAGCUUAUAUACCAAUUGGUUUUCGAAGAUGACAAACAAGAAUCAAGAAAUUUUCGUUGCUUGUUUUGUCUUCAUGACGUUUGGAUUACUGUGGUCUUUGUUCAGACCAUUGGUUACAUCAUUUCGUCGUCUAAGGACCUUUUAAAAGUUUUUUUUAUGUAUAUUAUAUAUUUUUUAGGAUCUGCUUUAUAGCAUUAACAAAAAAUAGUGCUCAGUAUUGUAGAAUUAAUUAUUUAUUAUUAUAUUACAAGGAUUUUUACUAUUUCUAGUUUUGUUAGAACAAAGAAAAAUAAAUUGUUAUUU